Molecule: messenger RNA, 1925 nt
Organism: Ostrea edulis (European flat oyster)
Lineage: Eukaryota; Metazoa; Mollusca; Bivalvia; Ostreida; Ostreidae
Product: neurogenic locus notch homolog protein 1-like
Exons: 4
Coding region: 63-1073 (336 amino acids)
Cellular component (GO): extracellular region
Molecular function (GO): chitin binding
Source: RefSeq, a predicted model, not a curated record
CAACACCUUUUUCCAGCAAAAAGCUAUUUCACGUUAUACACUUACGCUUCCUUACUUGAAAUAUGGUGCUAUCAACAUUACUCUUCGUUUUGGUUUUGGUGGCCCUUGGUGGUGCAGCUUCUGCGGAAAAUGUAGUUUGCACUUCAGAUUUUGAAAUGAUCAUUUCUGAAGAUUGUAAAACCCUCUACCGCUGUGUCUGGAGAAAGCCCGUGAGGAUGCCUGAUUGUGCCCCAGGACUCGUCUACAGUCGACAGUAUGGGGUGUGCGUGUACCAGGGCAGCGAAUUUGACGACUGUGCAGCGAAGAAAGGUACAAAGGACUCCUGCACCAGUAAACCCUGUAAGAACGGAGGGGGCUGCAAGCCCUCAGAGGACGGGAAGUCCUACACGUGUGCCUGCCCCGCGGAGUAUGGAGGAGACAACUGUGAAAAGGCUCUUACGAUACAAGAAAUCUGCAUUGCUCAAUUGUACUACCGAGCCCCCCAUCCACAACAAUGUCAGCUCUUCUACGACUGCGCCACGAUGUCCGACACUGCACCUUUCUACUUUGGACAACAUCUGCGAGAGUGCAAAUAUCCACAGCUGUUCUCGGAGCAAACGUUACAAUGCGAGAACUACACAGAGGUCAACUGUGGAAACAGGACAGAGCACAAAUCACCAUGUGAUUACCUUUCACAUCAAUGCAGAGGCUCACAUUGCCAGCCAUGCGCUCUAAACCAUCCAAGCUGCGAGGGCAAAGAAGACGGUACCCAUCAACACGGCUACAAGAUUGAAUCGCCAUGGUUUAUGGUUUGCAAAGACGAAAGAUUUGUCUCCGAUGGGCUCUGUCCCAGGGAUGCUAUUCUCCACGUACAUUCGAGAAUAUACAAAGGAGAGUGUACUAGUUUGUAUGGCAUUCCCAAGGACGAGGGAGGAAUCAUGCCCGACUGUUCCGGCCUGACGGACGGAAAUCAUAAAGACGAGAAUGUAAAUCCCCAUAUUUACUACACUUGUAAUGGAGGGGAGACAACCGUGAAAAUGUGUCCGACAGGCCAAAUCUAUGACGAAACUGAAAAAGCAUGCAUAGAGGAAUGAAGAGGGGGAGAUUAUUAAAUUUCAAUCAUAUCUGUAAAGUACUUUUAAAAUCAAAUAUAUAAGACAAGGCAUCUUCACCAGUCAAGGGUUAUUGAUCGUUACCUCGCAUUUACUCAUGACAUCAGUCACCAUUCAAAACAUAAGUUCGAGACGGAGCAUAUGAUUGGUGUUGCAAACCUGUAGCGUGGAAGCAAUUAGAAAGCUGUUUUCAUAGUCGGUCGAAAACGAAACUAAACAUGCAUAGCGACGGUAACGAGGUGUAUAAUCUAUUGCCAUUUACCAGUAAACAGAUACUCUUGACUGAUUUUCGGAAAUUCAUGUUUUUAAAGUAACAAAUAGACGAAGUUUUAUUUGCUUUUCACGUAAUAUUUUCCGUUAAUAAACGCCAUUUUUUAUUUUCUGUUUGUGUUCUUAAACAAACUUGCAUCUGAAACAAGGAAUAUCAUUGGCUGAUUUAGUUUUAGCGUAUUGCGUCAUCCUUCGUCCCGAACCGACUGAUGUCAAGGGUUAGUGUGAGGUAACGAAUCAAUAACCCUUAACUUGUGAAGAUGAAGUAAAGGUAUUUUUUUAUGAAAGUGAAAGGAUGUUUGAGGGAGCUAUGGUUGUGGAUAUAAGAACAUGUAUACAAUGUACAUCUAGUAAUAUUGAAUGCAUUUACAAAGUCGCUCCCAUGUAAAACAACCUAGCUAUAUAUAAACUCUUUUAUUUUACUUAACCCUCAAAUUGUACGACUCUCAAAUAACUUUGAAAUGUAUCGGAUUGUUUAUUUAGAACUAUAUUCCCAGGGUUGUUGAGCAAUAUGUAAACAGGUCUUGAUUACAAAUUUUAUCAGAAAUAAAAACAAAAAUGAGA